AUGCAAGAAAGAAAGCCCAGCACAUUUCAAGCCUCUGCUUGCAUCACAUCUGCUGCUAUCCCAGGAGACAAAAUGACAAGUAUUACAAGUCGCCUUAUUCCAAGUCCAGAAAUUCCUCAGCCAGAUUCUUAUUUUAUACACAGUCCUGAAGUGACAGGAAACAUACCAACUCAAUCCCUCUUAGUGUAUAUGGAUGGACCGGAAGUUAUUGGCAAUUCUCUUGGCAGCCAGAUGGAGCUAGAUGAUGCCAUGCCAGUAAAAGGGACCACCACUGUUCCUUUCAGAGCCACGCAAGAGAAGAGCAUCAUCCAAAUCGAAGGCUACACGCCCUUGGACUGCAUGUUCUGCAGUCAGACCUUCACCCACUCUGAAGACCUCAAUAAGCACGUGCUGCUGCAGCACCGGCCCAUCCUCUGUGAGCCCGCAGUUCUGCGUGUGGAAGCAGAGUAUCUCAGCCCUCUAGAUAAAGGCCAAGUGCGAACAGAACCCCCCAAGGACAAGAGUGGCAAAGGGAAUGAAGACCUGAGCUGUGAAGUGUGUGGGCAGACGUUCAGAGUUGCGUUUGACGUGGAGAUCCACAUGAAGAAACACAAGGACUCUUUCACCUAUGGGUGUCACGUGUGUGGACGGAGGUUCAAGGAGCCCUGGUUUCUGAAGAGCCACAUGCGAACACACAACCGCAAGUCGGGGGCCAAGAGCAAGCUGCAGCAGGGCUUGGAAAGUCCGGUCACCAUCAACGAGGUUGUCCAGGAGCAGGCUGCGGAGAGCAUCUCCUCUCCUUUCAAGAUGUGCAUGGUUUGUGGCUUCCUAUUUCCAAAUAUAGAAGGUCUCACUGAUCACAGGAAGAUGCACACCAAAGACACGGCUGACGGUGACAGCAGUCCCCAGGCAGACUCUCAGCAGACGGGGAUGCCAGUCCCUAGAGACGAGUUCCUGCAGUUCUUAAACCUCAGGCCCAAAGCUCAGCCUGAAACCGUGAAGCAGCCCACCAGAUGGAUACCUCAGCUCGACCCAUUCACCACCUGCCAGGCCUGGCAGCUGGCCGAGAAGCCUAGACAUGCCAACGGUGAAGUGCCUUCUGGGGACGCGGACCCCAAGUUUUCCAGUAAGAGUGAGCAGUCCACGCAUUGCUCUGAGUGUGGCAAGGGGUUCAGAACUUACCACCAGCUGGUCCUGCACUCAAGAGUCCACAAGAAGGACCGGAGGACAGAUGCUGAGUCGCCCCCCAUGUGUGUGGAUGGCCGGCAGCUGAGGACAUGCUCUCCAGACCUAGCGGGCACCCUGGGUGAAAACAGAGCCACAGAUCGAGAAGGAGGCUCUGAAGAUGGAUCCGCGGACGGACUUCCCGAAGGCCUCCAUCUGGAUCAAAAUGAUGAUGGAGGCAAAAUAAAGCAUCUGACAUCCUCAAGAGAAUGUAGUUACUGUGGAAAGCUUUCCCGUUCAAAUUACUACCUCAAUAUUCAUCUCAGAACGCAUACAAGUGAAAAACCAUACAAAUGUGAGUUUUGUGACUAUGCUGCAGCCCAGAAGGCCUCUCUACGGUAUCACUUGGAGAGACACCACAAAGAUAAGCAGGUCGAUGUGGCCGCUGAGGUCAAGAGCAAAGGGAAAAACCAGGAAGCGGAAGAUGUACUACUCAUCGCCGACAGUGCGCAAACCAGCAAUUUGAAAAGAUUUUCCGAUGGUGCCAAAGAUGUGAAAGGCAGCCCACCUGCCAAGCAACCUAGGAGGAUGGCCCCUGGCCUUCAGAAUGUUCUGGGCAGCACUGUCCUCUCGCCAGUACACAAAGAUACUCCGGAUUUCAAUAAAAAUGCAACUGAAGGUAGUGCUGAUCAGCUAGGCAGACACCCUGCCCCUGCUUAUUUGGACGUGUUAAAGCAGAGACCGGCGCCCGAAGCUCAGGCCAUCAACCUGGCUCGCAGAGAAGUGGCUGCUCCGCCUCAUCCUCACCCAGACGCCACUGCCGCCCACAAGGCCGAGGUUGGCCUCAAAGAGAAGGCAGAGGUGGCAGCAGACAGCAGAGUGAAGCCCAGCAUGGACUGUCAAGAGGAGCCUUUAAAUUUAACCCUCGGGGCCCUUCACAGUUGCCCCGCAAUUUCUUUGAGCAAGAGUUUAAUCCCAAGUCUCACCUGCCCAUUUUGUACUUUCAAGACCUUUUAUCCAGAAGUUUUAAUGAUGCAUCAGAGACUGGAGCAUAAAUACAAUCCCGAUGGUCACAAAAACUGCAGAAACAAGGCUUGGCUUGGAAACAGAUGCACUGGCUGCCCACCAGCUCUAGUGGGAGAAGACGUGCCUUCCUUGUCCAGUUUCCCCAAGCCCAAGCCCAGGCCCAAGCCCGCCUUCCCAGCCCAGUCCAAGACCCUGCCGUCCGAGAAGGGGAAGCCGGGCCCCGCAGGGCCAGGCAAGGCCCCUCUGGCCUCAGGGACUGACUCUAGCACUUUAGCCCCCAGUAACCUGAAGUCGCACAGGCCACAGCCCAGCAUUGGGGUGCAGGGGGCUUCAGCCGCCAGGCAGCAGCCCUCGGAGAUGUUUUCUAAAAGCGGAGUUUCUCCUCCGGGAAGAGACUCCUUCUGUGGCCGCAGCGCAGGUGUUGCCAGCCCGGAGCUCGGAGAGCCGCUUCCCAAGCGGCCCAAAGCCGAGCCCGUGGUCCUGGAUGCGGAGCAGCCGGGGCCCCACGACCGAAGGGUCCUGGACCUGCCCAAGUACCCAGUGGGCCCCGGAUCCACAACGCUGCUGCCCCAGGAGUACGCGUUCCCGCCGCCGAAGGUGCUGCCCUCCGAGCCGCGGUUCCUGGCAUCAGGCGAGAUGGACUCCGCCAAUGUGCUGACCUUACACUAG
Myotis davidii is the source of this 2838-nucleotide messenger RNA. Its product is annotated as zinc finger protein 217-like. Lineage: Eukaryota; Metazoa; Chordata; Mammalia; Chiroptera; Vespertilionidae. The record is from RefSeq and is a predicted model, not a curated record. Bases 1 to 2838 code for a protein of 945 amino acids. Gene Ontology annotation, molecular function: DNA-binding transcription factor activity, RNA polymerase II-specific; RNA polymerase II cis-regulatory region sequence-specific DNA binding. The transcript has 3 exons. Gene Ontology annotation, biological process: regulation of DNA-templated transcription. Gene Ontology annotation, cellular component: nucleus.